This is a messenger RNA of Onychomys torridus (southern grasshopper mouse), 885 nucleotides long. RefSeq names its product solute carrier family 35 member E3-like. The coding region runs from base 1 to 885 and encodes 294 amino acids. The transcript has a single exon. Lineage: Eukaryota; Metazoa; Chordata; Mammalia; Rodentia; Cricetidae. Gene Ontology annotation, molecular function: antiporter activity; nucleotide-sugar transmembrane transporter activity. The record is from RefSeq and is a predicted model, not a curated record. Gene Ontology annotation, cellular component: Golgi apparatus.
AUGGCAUCGCUGGCCGACCGGGUCCGGGGCAACGGGCGCAUUGCCAUGGGGCUCCAGUUCAACUUGCUGGUGUCCAUCUGCAUCAUGUUCCUCAACAAAUGGAUCUAUGUACACCACGGCUUCCCCAAUAUGAGCCUGACCCUGGUGCACUUUGUGGUCACCUGGCUGGGCUUAUACAUCUGCCAGAAACUGGACAUUUUUGCCCCCAAAAGUCUGCCGCUUUCCAAGCUCCUCCUCUUGGCCCUCAGCUUCUGUGGCUUUGUGGUCUUCACCAACCUCUCUCUACAGAACAACACCAUAGGCACCUAUCAGCUGGCCAAGGCCAUGACCACGCCGGUCAUGCUGAUCCCUAUAAAUGUAGGUAUCAUCCUAAAUUCUUACUACGGUGUGAAGUUUCAUUCCCUUGGAAUGGUGUUCACUGCCCUUGGUGUGUCAGUUACAUCCCUUUAUCAAGUGUGGGUGGGAGCCAAGCAGCAUGAACUGCAAGUGAAUUCCAUGCAGCUGCUCUACUACCAGGCUCCCAUGUCCUCCGCCAUGCUGCCGGUGGCCGUGCCCUUCUUUGAGCCAGUGUUCGGAGAGGGAGGAAUAGUUGGACCCUGGUCAUUUUUUGCUCUUCUUAUGGUACUGCUGUCUGGAGUAAUCGCUUUCAUGGUGAGCUUAUCGACUUAUUGGAUCAUUGGGAACACAUCACUGGUCACCUACAACAUGUUCGGACACUUCAAGUUCUGCAUCACCCUGUGUGGAGGAUACAUUUUAUUUAAGGAUCCACUGUCGUUUAACCAGGGACUCGGCAUCUUAUGCACACUGGUCGGCAUCCUCUCCUAUACCCACUUUAAACUCAGUGAACAGGAAGUAAGUAAGAGUAAGCUGGUCCAGUGGCCCUGA